UGUAAAAACUGAUCCUUCAGCAACUCCUCUGGCAAACGGAUCAUUUCCACUUUCCCGUUAACACAUUUGGAGGAUACACAGUAAAGCCAUGAAUCACAUUUUAAUUGGCUUGUUUGUAUUUUAUCUUCCAAACUCAGCAUUCCCAUCAGAAAAUGGCUCCACGCCCCUCCCACGGACUUUUUCUGGCCAGCUUGUAAAGGUCUCAGAGCCAGCAGACUACAUUGAUCUGUCAGACAUAGAUGAUGGGGGCUCUGGCUCAGAGUCGGUGCAGGAGCCCAUUAAAAGACACCACAUGCACCCCCGUCAUCCGCAGAAGCACUAUUUUGUCUCAGAGGAAACCAAAGCAUUUCUCAAGGGUGGCUUGGCCACGUGUCUCAUCCCAACCAUUUACAUCUUUGUCUUCAUCAUCAGCGUGCCCCUUAACCUUGUUGCCAUGGUGAUGUUCGUACGCCACAUCCGUCCCAAGAAGCCGGCGGUGAUCUACAUGCUUAACUUGGCCUGUGCUGACCUGCUGUUCGGCCUGCUCCUCCCCUUUAAGAUCGCCUACCAUUAUCAUGGCAACAACUGGAUCUAUGGCUCCUUCAUGUGCAGAGCCGUCACUGCAGCCUUCCACUGCAACAUGUACUGCUCCAUACUGCUUGUGAUGUGCAUCAGCAUUGACCGUUUCCUGGCUGUGGUUUACCCCAUGAACUCUCUCACGUGGCGCAGCCCUCAGACAGCUUCAGUUGUGUGUGCUACUAUGUGGCUCUUAUCCCUGGGAGGAGUGCUCCCCCUCCUGACCUCAGAACAGACCUUACAUUUAUCAUCUUUGGGCAUCACCACAUGCCACGAUGUGCAGGAUGUAGGAAAGCUACAAUCUUACUAUAUUUACUUCUUCCCUAUCUACUCCUCUGUGUUCUUCUUCAUCCCUUUUAUAUUCUCUGUUGUCUGUUAUGUACGCAUCAUUCAGGCUCUGACAGAAGCCAACAUAGAGAACCGCUCCAAGAAGACCCGUGCCGUGGCUAUGGCUGUGGUUGUGCUGCUAGUGUUUGUGGUCUGCUUCACCCCCACCAACAUCAUCCUCAUGGUACACUACUGUCAACUGGCCCACAAGUCUAGUGACAAUUCCUACCAGGCAUACCUGCUCUCCAUGUGCAUAGGCAGCAUCAGCUGCUGUCUGGAUCCAGUCCUCUAUUACUUCGGCUCCUCUCAGUGCCAGAAGCAGGUGGCAGCACUGUUAAGAUGCAGGCGACUGGGAAAGAGAGCAAUCAGCACACAGACGCGCAGCACAGGAACCAGUGGACUGACAGAGAGCAGCAGAUCAUGCAAGAUGGAGAGUGUUCCGACUGAAAUGGGGAGCCAUUACAGCAGGCUGAUGGCUUGAGUAAACGGACAUGUGAAGAGUAGCACUGAAAAACUGUUCAGACUUUCAACUGCAUCCACACUAUAACAGACUACUUCAGACUCACUCUUUGCUCGAACUGUUAUGUAGAACUGCACAAGGUGGAUUAAAAGAAAUUUGAAACUUGCUUUGAUGCAGAAGUUAAGAGUCCAGUGGCAGCACUGGAUUUAUUUGUACCAGAAUAAGCAUAUUGGAUCAGUGUUUACAUGCAAACAGUUAGCUUCUGUUAUCUUAAGAUAUACUUUGACAUCACUUUGACAGUGUGGAAUAUGUUGGACUUGUUCCACAGUAAGAAAAGCAAAAAAAUGUUUUUUUUAAACAGUUUCUUUUGAAUAUUUGUACCGUAUGUGUUUCCAGUGAAUUAUGGAUAUUACAGUUAGUGCUCGUUAAUAAAACAGUUUUAAUCUCUAAAAAAAAAAAAAAAAAUCAUGCAUGAUGUAGUUAUAACUGCGUUGUGCUAAGACACAAACUGCUUUU
Messenger RNA from Archocentrus centrarchus (flier cichlid), 1858 nucleotides. RefSeq names its product coagulation factor II (thrombin) receptor (gene f2r). Gene Ontology annotation, molecular function: thrombin-activated receptor activity. The record is from RefSeq and is a predicted model, not a curated record. The transcript has 2 exons. Lineage: Eukaryota; Metazoa; Chordata; Actinopteri; Cichliformes; Cichlidae. Gene Ontology annotation, cellular component: plasma membrane. Bases 89 to 1363 code for a protein of 424 amino acids. Gene Ontology annotation, biological process: blood coagulation; thrombin-activated receptor signaling pathway; positive regulation of blood coagulation.